This is a messenger RNA of Sporisorium graminicola, 678 nucleotides long. RefSeq lists its product as uncharacterized. Lineage: Eukaryota; Fungi; Basidiomycota; Ustilaginomycetes; Ustilaginales; Ustilaginaceae. The coding region runs from base 1 to 678 and encodes 225 amino acids. The transcript has a single exon. The record is from RefSeq and is a predicted model, not a curated record.
AUGCUGUGCACAAGAACUUGGUCGGGCUGUGUAGCCAUCGUAGCACUGCUAGCCCUGGCUGCGGAUCCUGUUCACGCGCAAAGCCCGGCUUCGACUGGAUCGGCGGCGACGAGCUCGACUGCAUCAGUCUCUGCAACAGUUACAAUUCCUGCUGUUCCGACAGCCUCUGCCACCAUAGCUCCGUACCUUGCAUCCUGCCCCGCCGAGUAUGAGCUUCAGAUCACUGCGUGCCUCGACACGGUAGCGCGCGAUGGAGCGGUGCUGCCUUGCAACCCAGACGACUGGUGGUGUAACUGCAACAACUGGCAAGGCAUCCUCUCGUGCUACCAGCCCUGCCCAAACAUGCAAGAGCAGCUCGACAUUGACUGGAACCAACAGAACUGCCAGGGCCAGCACGGAUACGCAAACCUGUACGGAGGCAACUCGACGGGGACCUAUCUCGGUUCCAACAUUACCACCACUGGCUCCAACGGCUACACACGCAGCUAUUACAGCGAGAUGCCACUCACCUCGACCUCGACCUCGACCGCCUGGUCGUGGUCGCCGACGGCGUCUGGCUCGAGUCAGCAGCGCUCCCCGUCGUCGGCCAGCACCUCGCACCACUUUGCAGCUAUGCCCGCUGGCCUCAUCGCAUGCUCGCUCGCUCUCGUAGCAGCUGCCAAUCUUGUACUCCUCUAG